Plectropomus leopardus (leopard coralgrouper) is the source of this 1965-nucleotide messenger RNA. The record is from RefSeq and is a predicted model, not a curated record. Lineage: Eukaryota; Metazoa; Chordata; Actinopteri; Perciformes; Serranidae.
ACGUGUGACGCUUUCAUUCCCGGCUCAGUAAUAUUCUCAUAGCGGGGCUUUGCAUAUCUCCUGCCGUAUCUGUGUGUGUCUGUCACUGUUACUGUAGUCCCAGCCUAUAGUUUGAAAUAGAUAUGGAAGGAGACGGGAGUCAAGCCACAUCCGGAAGCCUAAAUGAUUCACAACAUGACCCGGGUAAAAUGUUUAUCGGUGGCCUCAGCUGGCAAACCUCACCAGACAGCCUUAGAGACUAUUUUAGUAAAUUCGGAGAAAUAAGAGAAUGUAUGGUGAUGAGAGACCCCACGACAAAACGCUCAAGAGGAUUUGGGUUUGUUACGUUUACAGAUGCUGCCAGUGUAGAUAAAGUCUUAGCUCAACAACACCACGAAUUAGACUCAAAGACGAUUGAUCCUAAGGUUGCCUUUCCACGUCGCGCCCAGCCUAAGAUGGUCACAAGAACAAAGAAAAUAUUUGUGGGUGGCUUGUCAGCUAAUACAGUAGUGGAAGACGUGAAGCAGUAUUUUGAACAGUUUGGGAAGGUUGACGAUGCCAUGCUUAUGUUUGAUAAGACUACUAACAGACAUAGAGGAUUUGGUUUCAUAACUUUUGAGAGUGAAGACAUCGUAGAGAAAGUCUGUGAAAUUCAUUUUCAUGAAAUCAAUAACAAAAUGGUAGAAUGUAAGAAGGCCCAGCCCAAGGAGGUGAUGUUCCCACCAGGUACGCGAGGGCGAGCCAGGGGUCUGCCCUACACCAUGGAUGCCUUCAUGCUGGGGAUGGGCAUGCUGAGUUACCCUAAUAUUGUGGCAACAUAUGGCCGCGGAUACACUGGAUUCGCACCCAGCUACAGCUACCAGUUCCCUGGCUUCCCAGCGACAGCGUACGGACCGGUGGCAGCAGCGGCGGUAGCAGCAGCGCGUGGCUCAGGUAGGGGGGCCCGUGGAAGAGGCGGCUACUUGGCGUACCCACAGAGCACAGGGCCAGGCCUCCCCGAUUAUGGGUUUUACUCUGCGCCCAGUGACCAGAGGGGGGGGCCCUGCUCCUUUGCUGACUAUGGCUCCCUGGGGCCCCAAGCGGCUCAGAUGCUGCACAGUGAGCAUGCCACCUCCGCCUGCAACUCCCCCCUCCAGCACCUACACAGCCCGGAUCAAUUUAAGAACCCAGGCACCAACCCGUCAAGGCCCGGAGGUUUCCCUGGUGCUAACAGUCCAGGGCCCGUGGCUGACCUGUACGGACCUAGCAGCCAGGAUUCGGCUGUGGGCAACUACAUCAGUGCUGCUAGUCCUCAGCCUGGCUCUGGGUUUGGCCCCAGCAUCACAGGGUCCAGAGUGGGGUGCCUGACGGGCCAGUGUUGCCAACUUGGCGACUUUGUCGCUAUAUGUAGCGACUUUUCCGACACUCUCGGCAACUGUAUUUCUAAAAAGUGACAAAUUGAUUGACUGACUUAUACACACUAUCAGGGAAAAAGAGAGGUGUAUAUAGUAUUUUAUAACCAUGCAUGCUGCUCAGAGAAAUUGCAGUCCAUGGCUCUUUCACUAUCAGCGUGGGGUCUCUUUCUUUCUCCUCUUGUACCGUGCAGUAGGUGUGUGACAAGCAGGAGGAGAGAAGACGCUGCUCGCCGUGGGAGUUCAGUUAUAGCAAGUUUCUAUGGUUAAGGUGAAGCUCUUGCUUUCUGUAUUGGAAAUGCACGAAAGAAUUGCACUGUAGAAUAAGCGCCAAAGCUCUCCUACCAUGUCAAUGUUAUGUCAAGAAUUUUUGUGUUGAAUCUAAUUCAGUGAGUCUUUAAUGCUUCCAUUAAUGCGCAACGAUUUCUAGGGACUUUUGGAGCUGGUGCUAGCUAUUUUUGAGGAAAAGAGUCUCCGCGCUGGCAGCAUUACAUAUGUGUAAGUCCAACGGGACGGUCUAGCAGGGAUUGGGGGGAACUCAACUGUCUUUUAGAGAUCAUGAGCCUCCUGUCCUGCCUUACUUAUGCAUCCAGGA